Chlorocebus sabaeus (green monkey) is the source of this 992-nucleotide messenger RNA. It is a transcript of the gene MYL4, whose product is annotated as myosin light chain 4. Gene Ontology annotation, molecular function: actin monomer binding; calcium ion binding. Gene Ontology annotation, biological process: cardiac muscle contraction. The record is from RefSeq and is a predicted model, not a curated record. NCBI's taxonomy places the organism in Eukaryota, Metazoa, Chordata, Mammalia, Primates, Cercopithecidae. Gene Ontology annotation, cellular component: myosin II complex; A band.
UUUUCACUGGGGCUGCUGAAAACGAAUCCGAAACUGAUUUGAGGAGCGUCUUCUCCCCUGCUGGGGCCCCUGUGCCUAAGGUUUCAGGUGGUUGGGCAUGCCUUCUCUGAGUGUUCGCCGUCAGACAGGCCGCCUGGCCCUAGAGACCUGCCACAUGCCUUCUGAGCCACAAAUAUUUCACACCAUCACUCCUCUGCCGAAGAUCCCAACAAGACAACAUGGCUCCCAAGAAGCCUGAGCCUAAGAAGGAGGCGGCCAAGCCAGCUCCAGCUCCAGCCCCUGCACCAGCCCCUGCCCCAGCUCCUGAGGCUCCCAAGGAACCUGCCUUUGACCCCAAGAGUGUAAAGAUAGACUUCACUGCUGACCAGAUUGAAGAGUUCAAAGAGGCCUUUUCAUUGUUUGAUCGGACCCCAACUGGAGAGAUGAAGAUCACCUACGGCCAGUGCGGGGAUGUACUGCGGGCCCUGGGUCAGAACCCUACCAAUGCCGAGGUGCUGCGCGUGCUGGGCAAGCCCAAGCCCGAAGAGAUGAAUGUCAAGAUGCUGGACUUUGAGACGUUCUUGCCCAUCCUGCAGCACAUCUCCCGCAACAAGGAGCAGGGCACCUAUGAGGACUUUGUGGAGGGCCUUCGUGUCUUUGACAAGGAGAGCAAUGGCACAGUCAUGGGUGCUGAGCUUCGGCACGUCCUUGCCACCCUGGGAGAGAAGAUGACUGAGGCUGAAGUGGAGCAGCUGUUAGCUGGGCAAGAGGAUGCCAACGGCUGCAUCAAUUAUGAAGCCUUUGUCAAGCACAUCAUGUCGGGGUGAAGCAGAGUCUUCCAGGUGCCUGGCCCUUGGCCUUAGCCAUACCAGGGUGAGUUAGAGAGAGGCCCCGGAUGGUUGAGCUGAGAUGGAGUCCUCGACUUAUCACCACGCCACUGCCCCAAGGACCUUACAGGCCCUCCCUGUUAAUAAACUGCUCCAAUACAGCCAGGCUGGGCUCCGGGAUUAUGA